Salvia miltiorrhiza (redroot sage) is the source of this 637-nucleotide messenger RNA. RefSeq lists its product as uncharacterized. Bases 41 to 427 code for a protein of 128 amino acids. NCBI's taxonomy places the organism in Eukaryota, Viridiplantae, Streptophyta, Magnoliopsida, Lamiales, Lamiaceae. The record is from RefSeq and is a predicted model, not a curated record. The transcript is spliced from 5 exons.
AGAAUAAUGAUUGAUCUAACAAUAUUAUAUUGGUUUUGUAAUGUUAGAGGAUGUUGAUACACCUGAGAACUUUGAUGAUGCACAUUUGGAUAUGCCUCUAUCAGAUGAAUUUGUGGCGAGAGCAACCGAUGGAAAAAUUGUCGAAGAUUCUCAUAUGCAGUCAUGUCUACCUUUGGCAGGCACACUAUACCAAGAGAAACAGGACCUUGUGGAAGAAACAUCAAAGAAGACUAAAAUAACCCAAGCUAAGGACAAACAAGUAACUAAGGCAAAGAAGGCGAAGAAAAUGAAGUCUAAUAGCAUAUCUGAUCCAUCCCACCAACUUACUGAAGUGGUUGUCGAGCAUAACAAAGGCAAAAGAGUUCCACAAACACCAACACUCAAGUCAAGGAGUGGCAGAACAAUCAGGCGAAGAAUAUUGGACUAAUGAAGUGAAAGAUUUUAUGAGACUUUGAAGAAACUUUUGUAUGUACUUUGUACAAUUAUCUAGCUAUGACUUUUGGCUCUACUAGCAUUUUGAGGUUACCUUUUGUAUGUACAUUGUAUAUGCCUCGAUGCAGUUUUUGUUUAAUGUGAUAUGUAUAUAUAACGCGUAAUGUCUGAAAGGAUACUUGAAUAGUUUAUAUAUAAAUUAUGU